Molecule: messenger RNA, 596 nt
Organism: Ruditapes philippinarum (Manila clam)
Lineage: Eukaryota; Metazoa; Mollusca; Bivalvia; Venerida; Veneridae
Exons: 4
Coding region: 114-479 (121 amino acids)
Source: RefSeq, a predicted model, not a curated record
AAUCACCGUCGACUGCGUGGUCGUGUCGAAAUAUCUGUUUAUAAACAAAAGUUUUGCUGUAAACUCCAUUAUUAUUUUUACAUCGUAGACAAUUAGAUAAUACUAUUACUAAUAUGUUAUUACUGGUACUAGUGAGCGCGUUAUUCUUGGACGCUGUGCAAUGUGCAACAACAGUUUCUCCAGUAAAGAUAUUGUAUGAUUUUCAUCAUAAUAAGGCGAUGAUAGUACGAGCAGAUGGUUGCUAUGAAUAUCACAUGAAUCACCAGGAUUCCGUCGAUGCCAAAGACGACACGGCACGACCAAUUCUAGAGGCGCGAAUGCUCGCUGAACUCGCAACAGCCAUCAACAUUGUAGAGACCGGGCACCAUCACAUUGAUCACAUGACACAAGAAAUCAAGACUGCGUGCGCAUCACUUACGGUUUACGGUUGGGAUCUUCCGACCGUGGGUUCAACUGUACCAAACGUUUCGAGUCCGUAAAAAUAAAAGUGUGAAAGAUGAAAUAGAUUAGUGUUUGCAUUUUUCAUCUUAAUACAAAUAUCUCAAAUGUACAUGUGUUGUGAAAAAAAGUUUGACAAACCAAGCAAUUUUGUUUGA